Closterium sp. NIES-65 is the source of this 1002-nucleotide messenger RNA. NCBI's taxonomy places the organism in Eukaryota, Viridiplantae, Streptophyta, Zygnematophyceae, Desmidiales, Closteriaceae. The record is from the annotation of a GenBank genome assembly.
AUGCGCAACGGUCUCUUCCUUCCAGUGUGCCUCCGCUUCCUCUCACCCCCCGCUUCUCCCAUCCGUAAUCAGAGCCGGCUGACGCGGCAGCAGAAGGAGCGCGUGAAGCAGUUCGUGAGCAGCACUGGGGCAAGGUGGGGCGCACGGGGGCAAGGUGGGGCGCACGGGGGCAAGGUGGGGCGCACGGGGGCAAAGUGGGGCGCACUGGGGCGCACGGGGGCAAGUGAGCGCGAUGCGGUGGCAGCGCUGCAGGGCAGCGAGUGGGAGGUGGCGCCAGCACUGGCGCGCUACCAGGCGGGGGGGGCGCCCAUGGCCGCGCGGGGCGGAGGGGGCUUCCUGGCAGCCUUCACGGGGCGCUCGCACUUCCACCACCAGCAGCAAGGGGGGCAUGCCAUGCCGCCCCAGCAGCCACCAGUGGAUCCCUUACAAGAGCUCUUCCUGCGCUACAAAGAUCCGGAUUCAGAUAUGAUUCUCGUGGACGGCAUCUCGCGCAUGUGUGAAGACCUCGAGGUGGAGCCACAGGACAUUGUUAUGCUGGUGCUGUCAUGGCAUCUGGGUGCGGCCACCAUGUGCGAGUACUCGCGCCAAGAGUUCACCUCCGGCCUGCGCUCCCUGCGGGUGACGUCACUGGAGGCGCUCAAGGCGCUGCUGCCAUCAUUCCGGCGCGAGCUGCAAGACGAGAAUGUGUUUCGCCAAAUAUACAACUUUGCGUUCGCUUGGGCCAAGGAGAAGGGCCAGAAGUGGCUGGCGCUGGACACGGCCAUCGGCAUGUGGCAGCUGCUGCUGGGCUACCGCAGCUGGCCUCACGUCGACCACUGGUGUGACUUCGUCAGGGUGCAGCACAACAAGGCCAUAUCCAAGGACACCUGGUCGCAGCUCUUUGAGUUCUCCCGGUUGACGCAGGGGCAGUUGGAGCAGUACGACGAGGGCGGCGCCUGGCCGUACCUCAUAGACGAGUUCGUGGACCACCUCCGUGCUGCUGGCUCCCUGCCGCCCAACUGA